ACGACCUCAUUUUCGUACAAGCACCUUUGACAUGUAAACAAGAUCAGGUUAAACAGCUGCUUUGUUGUGCGUCGAAAAUUGUAGCAGAUUCUAGCCCAAGAAAAAUCUUAGAUGGAGAAAUUUGCAGAUUUAUCUUCUCUCCUGUGGAUAUAGGUUGCUAGAAAUCGAGAAAAAAUCCGUGUAAAAGAAACCUUGUGGCUCAAAAUUCAAUCCUGCAGAAAUUCAGCGCCAAUUCAGUUCCAUCUGAAAAAAUGUCGAAGGAGAAGAUGAACGUGAGCACUGUCAGGUGACUCAUUUCGCCUGUUUCAAAUUCCUGCUUGUCAAGUAGGCCUGUAUCGAAAAAUGGACUCAAUCGCCUUAAAUUGUACUCUUGUUUACAAUGAUAAAGAUUAUCGUGUUCUUUUGACAAACACGCACAUCAUCUGGUACCCAGACUGUAAUGGAGAAUUGCGUACGACACAUGAAGGAACAGAUAAAUCAUUUCACAAAGUUCUCUUGGAGGAGUUGGUUGCUAUAACAUACGAAGAUACCCAUGAUAGAAAUAAAAAAGACUCUCAAAGCAAUGAGAUUGAAUUGUUCCCAAGAAGCAAUUUUGCUAUUCACUAUGUUUCAAAAUGCAAAAAUCACAAGUGGAAGUGCAAAAAGACUGUGUUUCAUUGCAAUGAUUCCACUGACUGUCAGAAAUGGGUUGAAAUUUUGAGGAAAAUCAUUGGAAGUUUUGAGAGGCCAAGAAAACUGUUGAUUUUUAUCAACCCUGUUGGAGGCAAAAAACAGGCAAAUAAAAUCUUCAAUGAAAGAGUUAGGCCAUUGUUCACAUUAGCAAACAUCAAGCAAGAUGUCAUUGUUACCGAAAGGGCAAAUCAUGCACAAAGCUACAUAAUUUCAACAAAUUUAAGUGACUAUGAUGGAAUAAUUGCUGUUGGAGGCGAUGGAAUGUUCAGUGAAAUUCUUAAUGGAGUUCUUGCUGCCAGAAAUCAAAUAUUUGAAGGCAGUGUUACUAACCAAGUUAUAAAGCUUGGUAUUAUACCAGCAGGCUCGACAGAUACUAUUGUCUUUUGCACUUCUGGUAUCAACGACCCGACAACGUCAGCACUGCAAAUAAUUAUAGGUGACCAGUUAUCUCUUGACGUGUGCUCUGUAUGGCAUGAAAACAAAUUCUUGAAAUACUCAAUAUCGCUAAUGGGUUAUGGUUUCUUUGGUGACGUCAUUAGAAAUAGCGAGCAAUUGCGGUGGAUGGGGCCACGAAGAUAUGAUCUUGCUGGCUUUCGGAGUUUCAUGGCAAACAAGUCAUAUGGAGGUGAAAUUACUUAUCUGCCAGCAGAAGAUGCAGAUCCAUUAAAGAGGCAACGAUGUUUAGCCGGGUGCACCAGGUGUGCCGAAAAAGAUGUGAAUAAAACAGAUUCAAGUUCGAAUUCAUGGAAGACUGUUAAAGGACAGUUUAUCAGCGUAAUAGGAGCAAACAUAACCUGCAAAUGUGCAAAAAGUCUUGAUGGAAUAUCUCCCUACGCUCACUUAGGAGAUGGUUUAUUCGAUCUCAUUCUUAUUAGAAAGACUUCAAGAAUGCAGUAUUUAAGACAUAUGCUAAGGAUUGCAAACAGAGGUGAUCUGUUUGGAUUUGAUUUUAUAGACGUUUUUAGAGUUAAAGAAUUCAAGUUUAGGCCAGUUAAUUCUGUAUCGGACGAUUUGGCGAACUUCAGUCAAGAUUUGUCUGACAACCAAAAUGGCGAACUGGUACAAAGCACGUCUGGUUCUGCUGAGAGCAGAAAUAGCAGAAACAGAGAGAGUGUAUGGAACAUCGAUGGGGAACUUGUUGAACAAGCAAAUCUCCAUGUAAAGAGUCAUCGUAAACUUGUUACAAUAUUUGCAAGAGGAAUAGAAGAGAUUGAAGAAACUGUCACCUGUAGGUCGUGCAGAACAACGAGCCUUGUUGAAUCUUGAUAAACGAGUCAAGUUUUAGACUUAAUAGGACAAAUGUUUCCCAACGACAAGCGACAAAACACCUCAGGUGAAUUGAUUAUUCAAAAUUAAUUUAAAUAUCGUCGUUUUAAUGUACAUCUCAGCUUACGAAUAUUUCCUCUAGUGUUAUUCACAAUAUAUAUAUUUCAUUAAAUGGAAGCUUAACCAAGAAUAAAAUCAAAAUGCCUCAGGUGAAUUCACUAUUCGAAAUUAAUUUCAAUAUCGUCGUUUUAAUGUACAUCUCAGCUUACGAAUAUUUCCUCUAGUGUUAUUCACAAUAUAUAUAUUUCAUUAAAUGGAAGCUUAACCAAGAAUAAAAUCAAAAUGCCUCAGGUGAAUUCACUAUUCGAAAUUAAUUUCAAUAUCGUCGUUUUAAUGUACAUCUCAGCUUACGAAUAUUUCCUCUAGUGUUAUUCACAAUAUAUAUAUUUCAUUAAAUGGAAGCUUAACCAAGAAUAAAAUCAAAAUGCCUCAGGUGAAUUCACUAUUCGAAAUUAAUUUCAAUAUCGUCGUUUUAAUGUACAUCUCAGCUUACGAAUAUUUCCUCUAGUGUUAUUCACAAUAUAUAUAUUUCAUUAAAUGGAAGCUUAACCAAGAAUAAAAUCAAAAUGCCUCAGGUGAAUUCACUAUUCGAAAUUAAUUUCAAUAUCGUCGUUUUAAUGUACAUCUCAGCUUACGAAUAUUUCCUCUAGUGUUAUUCACAAAUAUUUUUAGUUUGAAUGUAUAGCAAGAUUGGAGUUUAGUGAACCAUAAUCAUCAUCGCCGGAUACGAUGUUGAACCGAGUGUGUAUGUUGUUUUCAUAUUACAGAGUAUAGUGUGAGUAAAAUAUCAUUAACAAUUGUUUGUUUUGCAUU
This is a messenger RNA of Rhopilema esculentum, 2811 nucleotides long. Its product is annotated as ceramide kinase. NCBI's taxonomy places the organism in Eukaryota, Metazoa, Cnidaria, Scyphozoa, Rhizostomeae, Rhizostomatidae. Gene Ontology annotation, molecular function: ceramide kinase activity. Gene Ontology annotation, biological process: phosphorylation; ceramide metabolic process. The record is from RefSeq and is a predicted model, not a curated record.